AUGAGGAGGCAUUAUGAAGUGAUAUUCUUGAUUUUCUGCAUCUUCCUAAGUUAUUUUACUGUGCAAAGUAUAGAGAUUUUGUCGAAAUCGAAGCUUGAAAGAUGCGAGAAAGCCUCAGAUUCUGAUAAUGAUCUCAAUUGCACCAGAAAAAUCGUCUUAAACAUGGCUGUUCCCAGCGGUUCUAGUGGUGGAGAGGCGUCGAUUGUGGCGGAAAUAGCGGAAGUGGAGGAGAAUGCAACUAACUUGAUGGAAACAGUGAGAGUACCGCCGGUGAUAACAAUCAAUAAAACGGCUGCGUAUGCUUUGUAUGAACUUACUUAUAUACGGGAUGUCGCUUAUAAACCUGAAGAGUAUUAUGUUAAGACGCGCAAAUGUGACCGGGAUGCCGGUGCAAAUGUUGUCAAGAUAUGUGAGAGGUUACAAGAUGAAAAUGGCCACAUUAUCGAGCAUAGUCAGCCACUCUGUUGUCCUUGUGGGCCCCAACGGCGGGUACCAUCAUCAUGCGGAAACUUUUUCGACAAACUGAUGAAAGGGAAGGCCAACACUGCACACUGCGUCAGAUUUCCAGGUGAUUGGUUCCAUGUUUUUGGUAUUGGACAGCGAUCAAUGGGUUUCAGUGUACGAAUUGAGGUGAAGACAGGAUCUAAAGUUUCGGAAGUUACUGUGGGCCCCGAAAAUAGAACAGUAACAUCCAAGGAUAAUUUUCUAAGGGUUAAUCUCAUUGGAGAUUUUGUUGGAUACUCGAAUAUUCCAUCAUUUGAGGACUUCUACCUCGUCAUUCCAAGGCAGGGUGAACCUGGACAACCACAGGAUCUGGGAAGGAAUUUUUCAAUGUGGAUGCUGCUUGAGAGAGUGAGAUUUACCUUAGAUGGUGUUGAAUGCAACAAAAUUGGUGUCAGUUAUGAAGCUUUCAGUGGGCAGCCCAACUUCUGUGCUUCACCAUUUUGGAGUUGCUUGCAUAAUCAGCUGUGGAAUUUCCAUGAUGCCGAUCAGAACCGAAUUAGGAGGAAGCAGUUGCCACUAUAUGGCGUGGAGGGAAGGUUUGAAAGGAUAAACCAGCAUCCAAAUGCAGGGACUCAUUCGUUCUCUAUAGGAAUUACUGAAGUUCUUAACACAAACCUUUUGAUAGAACUAACUGCUGAUGACAUUGAAUACGUCUACCAAAGGAGCCCAGGAAAACUUUUAAGUUUCACCAUCCCUACAUUUGAAGCCCUUACUCAAUUUGGUGUUGCUACAGUCUCUGCUGAAAAUAUUGGGGAAGUGGAAGCGUCAUAUAGCUUAACGUUUGACUGCUCAAGAGGUGUUUCGCUCAUGGAGGAACAAUUCUUCAUUUUGAAGCCCAACGAGAUUACAAUUCGAUCAUUUAAAAUUUACCCAACAACUGAUAAAGCUGCGAGAUAUGUAUGUGCUGCUAUUCUGAAGGACUCUGGUUUUAAUGAAAUUGAUAGAGCGGAAUGCCAAUUUUUUACUACUGCUACCAUCCUUGACAAUGGAUCACAGAUUGCUCCCUUUCUACCACCAAAGACCAGUGUAAAUGGUUUCUUUGAAUCUAUUGAAAACAUUUGGAACAGAAUUUGGGAAGGCUUAGUAGACUUCAUCACUGGAAAAUCCUGCAGACAGAAAUGCUCCAGUUUCUUUGAUUUCAGUUGUCACAUACAAUAUGUAUGUAUGAGCUGGAUGGUGAUGUUUGGUCUACUUUUGUCUAUUUUUCCAACAGUGCUUGUGCUGCUAUGGCUUUUGCAUCAGAAAGGACUUUUUGACCCUCUUUAUGACUGGUGGGAAGAUCAUCUUUGGACUGACGAGCAGAGAAUCAGAGAUACUCGGAGACACAAUAAAGAUAUUCAUGUGAAUAGACAUCAUGAGUUGGGAGCAAGACAACACAAGCAUAAUGCUCAUAAGAAAAGAACCAUUCAUCAAGAGCAUAGGCAUAGGCAUUCAGGAAGGGAUACAGAGUACUAUCAUUAUCUUCACCAUGUCCACAAGGACAAGAGUAAGCACAGGGGAAGUAAGAAAACAAGUUUCAUGCAGCAAGUCUAUUUGGAUGGAGUGGGGAAUACCAAAGUUGGACAUCAUGGACACAGAAAGGAGAGAGACCAUGGAAGGACUGUUAAAAUAAUCAGUCAGAAGUGAGCUGUUGGAUGAUUCACACUUAAUGUUGCUAGCUGAGCAGACAGAAAAUUGGGGUGAAUCAUGUUACCAGUUAUAGACUUAUAGAAGAUCAGAUUGACUUUCUCUAGUUAUGUUUGUUUCUUUUGGGCGAGUGUACCUGAUAUGGAAUUCUUUGAAGUGGAAUUGCAGUGGUGGCAGCUGUUUUCCAUGGAAAGGAUGAGACACACUAACUGUUAAAAGUAAAUUAUCAUUGUGAUAAGCAUGUGUGUGUGAGAGUAUAUAUAUAUGCCCUUGACCUUCUUUUUUGUACAGAAAUUAUAUACUGACAAACAGGAAAUAAAAGGACAAGAAUUUGCAUU
Messenger RNA from Populus nigra (black poplar), 2468 nucleotides. Its product is annotated as protein HAPLESS 2. The transcript has 18 exons. The record is from RefSeq and is a predicted model, not a curated record. NCBI's taxonomy places the organism in Eukaryota, Viridiplantae, Streptophyta, Magnoliopsida, Malpighiales, Salicaceae. The coding region runs from base 1 to 2130 and encodes 709 amino acids.